CGGUUGAAGGAACACCAUACCAGCUAUGGACGGGCAAAUGCCCGGUUCUGUCACACUUAAAGAUUUGGGGCUGUGAGGCUUAUGUCAAACGUCUUUUGACGAAUGGCAAGCUUGACGCCAAGUCUGAUAAGUGUUUCUUCGUGGGAUACCCAAAGGAAACUCGAGGAAGCAGAGUACAUGGCUGCAGCCGAGGCAGCCAAAGAAGGUGUGUGGCUCAAGAAUUUUAUUACUGAGCUUGGAGUGGUUCCUAGCAUCAAGAACCCUAUACCGUUGUUUUGCGACAACAAUGGGGCAAUUGCACAAGCGAAAGAACCUCUGUCUCACCAGAAGACCAAACACAUCGUUAGACGUUAUCACAUCAUACGAGAAAUCGUUGCACGUGGGGACGUUGAGAUUUGCAAGAUAGGUACAGACGACAAUAUCGAGGAUCCGUUGACAAAGGCUUUGGGAAAGCCUAAACACGAGAGUCAUACGUGGUCCAUGGGCAUUCGAGAAAUGCUUGAUUGGCCUUAGGGCAAGUGGGAGAUUGUUGUAUUUAGGUGCCCUAGCGGCAAUCAAAUACCUAUGUAACUGUACACGUUAUCAUGAAUGAAAGGCUUUGAAGUAU
This is a messenger RNA of Cuscuta campestris, 607 nucleotides long. The record is from the annotation of a GenBank genome assembly. NCBI's taxonomy places the organism in Eukaryota, Viridiplantae, Streptophyta, Magnoliopsida, Solanales, Convolvulaceae.